Mustela erminea (ermine) is the source of this 2855-nucleotide messenger RNA. RefSeq names its product family with sequence similarity 118 member A (gene SIRAL2). The coding region runs from base 633 to 1709 and encodes 358 amino acids. Lineage: Eukaryota; Metazoa; Chordata; Mammalia; Carnivora; Mustelidae. The record is from RefSeq and is a predicted model, not a curated record. The transcript is spliced from 9 exons.
GCCUCUGUUGCAAUUGCAGUGGUCUCAGGGCUAAGCCUCUCCUGCAGUUCUGGAAGCUUCAUUGUUGCCCAUUCGUACCUUGUUUCCAGAUCAGGUGAACCUAGUCAUGCUAACCAAGCGCACCAGAAACACUGUUACCACUUCCAGAUGGUUUCCUGGUGGUCGGAAGUGUGGCUGUCCAUUGUCCUUGAAAACCUACUCCCAUGACAGUGAUUUCUGCUUCUGUGCCCGAGUCUACCUGGGCAGCCAGGUUGCUAUGAGAAAGGCAGUUUGUGGGAGUCCCAUCAGACUGAGAGGGGAGGAUGGUGUUAACCGCUGGGUUCGGUGUCGGGAGCUCGGGGAGCCGCACCGGGACAGGCUGGCUCCGCGCUUCCCAGGCUUCCAGGCCUGCUUGGCGGAGCGAGAGGACAGCCUGGCCUCCUUGUAGGACACUCUCGGCCUCAGGGACCGCACUGGGGCGCUGGGUUACACUUAGCUCCAGCUGGCCUUGAACGACACGGGUUUGGACUGUGUGGGUCCACUUACAGAUCGUUUCAGUAAAUCUCCUGGACGUUUGAGACUUGUGACAAUUUGAAGAAAACGGACAAGCUGCAUGGCCUUGAACUAAAACACUGAGAAGUUAGGAUUUACAGAUGGAUCCAUCGGAAAAGACCACAAACAGAAGUGAACAAAAAUCCAGUAGAAAGUUCCUGAAAAGCCUCAUCCGGAAGCAGCCGCAGGAGCUGCUGCUGGUCAUCGGGACGGGCGUCAGCGCAGCCGUGGCCCCCGGGAUCCCUGCCCUGUGCUCCUGGAGGAGCUGCAUCGAGGCGGUCAUUGAAGCGGCCGAGCAGCUGGAGGUGCUGCACCCGGGGGACGUGGCGGAGUUCCGCCGCAAGGUGACCAAGGACCGGGACCUGCUGGUGGUGGCGCACGACCUGAUCCGGAAGAUGUCGCCUCGUACAGGUGACACCAAGCCCAACUUCUUCCAGGACUGCCUGAUGGAGAUUUUCGACAACCUGGAGCAGCACAUCCAGAACCCGCUGGUGCUGCAGUCCAUCCUCAGCCUGAUGGAGCGAGGCACCAAGGUGCUGACCACCAACUACGACAACCUGCUGGAGAUCUUCGGGCAGCAGCAGAGCAAGCCCAUGGAGUCUCUGGACCUGAAGGACAAGACCAAGGUCCUGCAGUGGGCCAGGGGGCACAUCAAGUACGGCGUGCUCCACAUCCACGGCUUGUACACGGACCCCUGUGGCAUGGUCCUGGAUCCGUCGGGCUACAAGGACGUCACCCAAGACCCAGAAGUAAUGGAGGUCCUCCAGAACUUGUACCGCACCAAGUCCUUCCUGUUCGUGGGCUGCGGAGAGACGCUCCGGGACCAGAUCUUCCAGGCCCUGUUCCUGUACUCGGUGCCCAACAAGGUGGAGCUGGAGCACUACAUGGUCGUGCUCAAGGAGAACGAAGACCACUUCUUCAAGCACCAGGCGGACAUGCUCUUGCAUGGGAUUAAAGUCGUGUCCUACGGGGACUGUUUUGACAACUUUCCUGGCUACGUGCAGGACCUCGCCACGCAGAUCUGUAGGCAGCGCAGCCCAGAUGCUGACCGAGUGGACAGCACCACACUGUUGGGGAACGCGUGUCAGGACUGCGCCAAGAGGAAGCUGGAGGAGAACGGAACGGAAGUCUCCAAACGGCCUCGGCAGUCGGAUGCGGAUGAUGCUGGAGGGUCUUGAAAUCUUUAAAACCAAUAAAACCUGCAACUUGAAAACCAGCCUUCUGUAACCGCAGUGCCGUAACCCAAACGAUGAGGAAUGUUCGGAGACCUCCGCGGGGGUUCUCUUCCCCGAACCCACCCUACCCCCGACGAGCUGUGUGGCCGCGCGGCCUCGGAGGCUGGUGCGAUCCCACCGUGGGCUUUGGCUGCUCGGGAGGUGAGGCGCCGCGGCGGGGCCCGCUGUGCGGCCGGUGGCCGGCUACCUCAGGGACCGCGCGGCGGGCAGCCAGCCCGGGCCUCCUGGCUUCUGCUCUGCACGCCCCCAUCGUCAAGGUGGUUUUUCUAAUAAAAGGGGAGGGUGAGGACUGUCCACGCAACAGGAGUUGCCAAAGAGGAAAAAAAAAAAAACAAAACAAAACUAGACACUUAAAUUUUCUAAUCUUUCUGUGGAAACGUCUGUUACUGUAGAGAAACGUACACGUGUUUGUCGUUGGCUAGUGGAGCGGGAGCCGGUGCUCAGAGGCACGGUACCUGCUGCCGAGAACAAUGUGUUUGAAAAAGACCAGCUCAGUGGGCUUCUCUGGAAUUCCCUAAUUUUGGUGACUUCGGCUCCCGAGAACGGCAGGCCCGAGCUCGGCAGAGGCCCCGGACGGCAGCUCCCUCCCGGCCGAGUCCGCUUGCUGGCCGCCGGCUGAGAACCAGCAAGUGCAGCACGAGACCAAGAUCAAAGCUUUUAGUUAGAGGGUCGAGUCCAAGUUUUCCGAGUUUUUAUUCUAUGGGGUAAGGUCCAACCUUUCUGUCCAUCUCUUCUGAGUCUCUUCCUCCAGCCCAGUUGUUAGCAAGGCAGGCAGAGCCUGCGGUCCGGGUCUGCUGGGCACAGAGUGCUGUGCCAGGCGCUACUCCGACUGUGACCCUGGCGGGGACCCUGCUUGCUUUCCCUUUCAGAGGCUGCUGUUUUUGAUGUGGUUUCUUGCGAAAUCCCACGACACUCUCAUUGAUGGCGCUAGAGCUCCCCCCGGUAGAGGGAAGGUUAAGAACAGGAAACACAAGGUUGGGAUGUGUCAUGCGUGGGAGAGAAGCCAGAGACCCGCUUAAGACUUUUUUUUCUUUUUGAAGCAUGAAAAAUCUUAUGUUAUUCUGGUCAUAAAUAAAAUUUUAACUUCAA